Messenger RNA from Gasterosteus aculeatus aculeatus (three-spined stickleback), 1708 nucleotides. RefSeq names its product serine and arginine rich splicing factor 3a (gene srsf3a). The record is from RefSeq and is a predicted model, not a curated record. Lineage: Eukaryota; Metazoa; Chordata; Actinopteri; Perciformes; Gasterosteidae. Gene Ontology annotation, molecular function: RNA binding.
ACUCAACACACAAAGUAUUUAUUUUCCUCCCAUCAAAAUCUUAAUUGUUUUGGCAAAGCUGUUUUUAUCUAACAGCCUCCCACAGUGACAAAUAUUGUAGCUUUAAAUCUGAGACAUAUUAAAGCUAAGUCAACCUUUUCAGCCAAAAUGAAGUAAGCGGGAUUUAAAAAAGACAAACAAUAAAAUUAAUUUAUAUCGUGAAUAGUCUGUGGAUCUGGCUGCUGAUGGAUUAAUAUCACUCUUGUGUGUUUAAAAGAAUCAACCAUAUAAUUAACCACAGUGACACUUUUUUUUUUUUAAACCCUUGUUGAAUUCGACCCCUUAAAUCAGCAGAUGACUAUUUAUGAUCUGCUAGAGGGAUAUUUUUUUCCUAGUCAUUUUAAGAGGCAAAGUUUGCACUUAAUAUCAUCCAACAUUUUAUAGGUAAUUUGUAGAAUUACAUUCUGCAGCUGUACAUUUUGUUUUUCUUUCUGAGUUCAGUUGCCAUCUAUUAAUAAAACUGAACCCCGUUGCAGAGUCACCACCACGCUUCUCACCAUCUGAGUCAGUCAACUAGUCUUCUUUCAGCAUCAUGUGACUGCUGACCAGGGAGCCACAAUCAGCUUGGCUGGUGUUGUCAAAUGACCAAGGCGCACCGCCAGUCGUCAGGUUCCACCAACCUUUUGGUUCCUGAGCAUGCAGUUCGCGACAUCCUCCUCCUCUACCUCCAACCUUAAUCCAAUCGACAGCGGCCCACUUCACAUUAUCAACCGUCAGCGUCUUUACUCCCUCUAUUCUCCACACAACUACUGUACCAACGGGAACAGCCCUUGGCUUACAUGCCUACCCAUCCUCCCCCCCCAAAAGGCAGGGAAUAUCUACAACUACCCGUUCCCACCAGCCACCAAGCAGCUUCAUAUCGCCAACAUUUGCAUCAUGUGGCAAAUCCUCUCUGCAAUUCGACUUACCUCACCAUCAGUCUGGCUUCCUUGCGUCAUAUCUAUCUUGUCCAAAUGCCCCAAAAUAGAGGAGGAGCCGCAGUCGCAGCAGCAGGUCUCUCUCAAGAGACCGAGGGAGACAACGUUCUCUCUCCAGAGACAAGAAGUGCCCACGAUCAAUCUCAAGGUCCAGGAGUCGCUCCCGGUCCAACGACAGAAAAUGAAGACCUCAAACGAUCAUCUGUGGAUCUCGCUACGUUUGGGGAAAUUCUAAUUUUUAUAGUCCUGUUUUUCUUUUUCUUCCUGGGUUCGUCAAGUUACAUAUUGUGUAUUGCCAGUCUGUUGGAUUAACAACAAAGGACUCUAGUCUUUCUCUGCUAAAGCAAAUUAUAUUUCCUCCUGCAUGUUUUGAGAUGGGAUACUGGAUUUAGUUUAACAUUACCUUGUUUUUUUAAACUGUUGAAUUAAAGCUCAUGUAAUGUUUUUAUUUUAUUUUUGUUUGCUUUUUUAAAAUUCUUGAUUGAGUCUCAUAUUACCGGUAAUGGGAUUCAUGGUGAUCCACUUGUAGAACAUACGUUCUACCAGUGAUAUAAAUCAGACUGGCAGCAAAUGUUGGUAAAUAUUGGCACUGUAAUUUGCAGACUAUUCUUUAAGCCCAAAAGCUAAUCCUGUGUUUUACCCAUGUCACUUUUGCAAAAAAAGCAUCUACUCUAUUCAACUUUGCUUGACUCUCAGCUGACAAUUUGUGCUGCAGAUGAACAACUUGUUCAAUAAAUGGUUUUCCAAGGUGA